Messenger RNA from Suillus paluster, 1824 nucleotides. RefSeq names its product IMP dehydrogenase/GMP reductase. Gene Ontology annotation, molecular function: IMP dehydrogenase activity. Gene Ontology annotation, cellular component: cytoplasm. The record is from RefSeq and is a predicted model, not a curated record. The transcript is spliced from 3 exons. Gene Ontology annotation, biological process: GTP biosynthetic process. Lineage: Eukaryota; Fungi; Basidiomycota; Agaricomycetes; Boletales; Suillaceae. Bases 4 to 1656 code for a protein of 550 amino acids.
AAAAUGCCCGCCCCAUCGAAAGCAGCAGUCCUCUCUCCCACCGACGCCAUCGCCCAUCUCGCAUCUUAUCAAUGCUUAGAUGGUCUCUCCGUCAAGGAUCUCAUGGACUCCCGCGUCCAUGGCGGGCUCACUUAUAACGACUUCCUCAUGCUUCCCGGAAAGAUCGAUUUCCCUGCUUCUGAUGUGAUCACGGAUACUAGAAUCACUCGUAAUGUCGUUCUAAGAACCCCGUUCAUGAGUAGUCCUAUGGACACCGUCACUGAGACCGAAAUGGCCAUCAGUCUCGCGCUGCUGGGUGGUAUUGGUGUCAUUCAUCACAACCAGUCCCCCGAAUCUCAAGCAGCCAUGAUCCGAGCCGUGAAAAGACACGAGAAUGGAUUCAUCACGGAUCCUGUGGUCUUCUCUCCAAAUCACACCGUUGCAGACGUCCUUGAUAUCAAGGCGCGUCUUGGUUUCUGCGGUAUCCCUAUCACAGAAACCGGAUACCUGGGAGCUAAGCUUGUCGGUAUUGUCACCUCGCGUGACGUGCAGUUCGAGUCGCCCGAGACACUCCUCUGUGACGUCAUGACUACCUCUCUUGUCACCGCUCCUCAGGGUGUCACGCUCGGGGAAGCCAACCAGAUCCUCCGCGCAUCUAAGAAGGGCAAACUCCCCAUCGUCGAUGACGAGGGUCGUCUCACCUCUCUCCUCGCCCGCUCUGAUCUCCUCAAAAACCAGAACUACCCGCUUUCUAGCAAGGACCCCACUACCAAGCAGCUAUAUGCCGCUGCUGCAGUCGGCACGCGACCUAGCGACAGAGACCGCCUCAAGCUCCUUGUCGAGGCCGGCCUCGAUAUCGUCGUCCUUGACUCAUCGCAGGGAAACUCCGUGUUCCAGAUCGACAUGAUUCAAUGGAUCAAGCAAACGUUCCCCAAGCUCGAGGUCAUCGCAGGCAACGUCGUCACUCGCGAGCAGGCUGCCAGCCUCAUCGCUGCGGGGGCAGAUGCCCUCCGCGUUGGCAUGGGUAGUGGCUCUAUCUGCAUCACGCAGGAAGUCAUGGCUGUCGGUCGUCCACAGGCCACAGCCGUGUUCGCUGUUGCAGAGUUUGCGUCCAAGUUCGGUGUCCCGGUGAUUGCAGACGGUGGUAUCAGCAAUGUGGGGCACAUCGUCAAGGCACUUGCCCUUGGUGCAAGCGCCGUUAUGAUGGGAGGGCUUCUUGCAGGUACCACAGAAGCACCGGGAGAGUACUUCUACCACGAUGGAAAGCGUGUGAAGUCCUACCGAGGCAUGGGUAGUCUUGAGGCUAUGGAGCAGGGUAGACCGGGGGCGUCUGAUCAGGUCAACGGCAAGCCCGGCUCCACGAAGCACGCACCACAACCCUCGAGCAAGCCCCAUGAGAACGCCGCCACGACGCGUUAUUUCUCCGAGUCCUCUGCUGUCAAAGUCGCACAAGGUGUGUCGGGUGACGUCCAGGACAAGGGCAGCGUCAAAGCGUUCGUCCCAUACCUACACGUUGGCGUUCAGCACAGUCUCCAGGAUAUUGGGGUGCGCAGCGUUUCGGCGCUGCAGAAAGGCGUGAAGGAGGAUCGAGUGAGGUUUGAGAUCAGGACGCCGAGCGCACAGGUGGAGGGAGGCGUUCAUGGGUUGCAUUCGUACACGAAGAGAUUGUAUGCUUGAUAUGAUACGGCGGUUCGCUAUGCCAGCUACUACCCCAUAUGACCAGUAUUUUACAUGUAGGUUCCUGCUUUGUAUGCAUAAAAACAAGGGAAAUUUGUAUGUACAUCAUUGUCGAUCGAAGAAAGCUGUGAUCAUCUUGUUUCAGCGAACUGGCUUGCGCCUUCAAUG